GGCAGCACUAGCCCCUACUCGUCCAAGUGGGCUAUUGUCGAACUCAUCGAAACAGAACUCGGCAUAAAAUUGGUUAUCAAAUGUCAUUGUGGCCACUCGUAUUGGCUUGCAGAAGUAACGGACAAGUUCCGCGAGUAGGUCAGUCACUCGAUCAAACCAUCGUUUAUCAAUGCUUCCAGAUGCAUCAAGAACAAAAAGGAUGUACUGUUCUCGACAGUUGUCCCGAUGACUUCGUCUGUAUCGUGAUCCAUGUUCCUCAACAUUGAAAGGUAUUGGAUCCACUGGCAGAGGCUCUGGCUCAUUGGCAGAUUGUCGUCUGUUCAUUUUUGCACCUUUCAGCUCAUCACGGACUGAGCGACGACCUACAGUUAGUAGAAUACCUUGUCCAGAGAAAUCGUGGCAGAUUUGUUCUGCGUGUCGACGACUUCUAUCCCCUUCUAACCCUGCUGGUGAUCUUUU
Molecule: messenger RNA, 459 nt
Organism: Geodia barretti
Lineage: Eukaryota; Metazoa; Porifera; Demospongiae; Tetractinellida; Geodiidae
Source: the annotation of a GenBank genome assembly